Messenger RNA from Ilex paraguariensis (yerba mate), 1268 nucleotides. The record is from the annotation of a GenBank genome assembly. Lineage: Eukaryota; Viridiplantae; Streptophyta; Magnoliopsida; Aquifoliales; Aquifoliaceae.
GUAAUAGACAAAACUCAUUAUUAUCACAAUGUAUUUACUAACUAUUUCAUUUUCAUGGUUGUGACAUAAUUACUAAAAACAUGUUGCAACGUUUUUUUGUAGUGAUUGAAAUUCUAGCAGGCACAUCCAUUGGUGAUGCCGUUAAGAUUCUGUCUGAGUGCAACAUUCUAUCGGCUCCUGUGAGAAACCCUGAUGCUACAAAUAGUGUGGAUUGGAGAGAUAGGUACUUGGGAAUCAUAGAUUACUCGGCCAUCGUUCUGUGGGUGUUGGAGAGUGCAGAUCUUGUGGCGGCAGCCUUAUUGGCCAGCUCUGCAACGGCCGCUGGAGUAGGUGCAGGGGCUGCUGGUGCUAUGGGAGCAUUAGCACUGGGUGCAACAGGUCCUGUGGCGGUUGCAGGGCUAGCCAUUGCUGCUGUUGGCGCAGCUGUGGCAAGUGGUGUGGCUGCAGAUAGAGGGAUGGGAAAAGAUGCUCCCACUGCAGCAGAUAUGUUGGGAGAGGAUUUCUACAAAGUUAUCCUUCAAGAAGAACCUUUUAAGUCCACUAAAGUGAGGUCUAUUCUCAAAUCCUACCGUUGGGCGCCUUUCAUUCCAGUUGCAACAGAUAGUUCUAUGUUGAGCGUCUUGUUGCUGCUUUCAAAAUACAGGCUGAGGAAUGUACCUGUCAUUGAGACCGGCAACCCAUCCAUCAAGAACUUCAUAACUCAAUCUGCUGUUGUACAGGGACUUGAGGGGUGCAAAGGGAGGGAUUGGUUUGAUUGCAUGUCUUCACAUCCUAUAUCUGAGUUGGGACUUCCAUUCAUGUCCUGUGAAGAGGUCAUUAACAUCCAAAGCGAUGAACUAAUUCUGGAAGCAUUUAAACGAAUGAAAGACAAUGAAAUUGGUGGGCUUCCAGUUGUUGAGGGAUCAAAGAAAAAGAUUGUCGGCAACAUAAGCAUAAGAGAUAUCAGAUUCUUGCUGCUCAGGCCUGAGCUCUUCUCCAAUUUCAGGCAGCUCACUGUGAGGGAUUUCAUGAACACCAUUGCCUCCGCAACCCACGAUACCGAGAAGGUUGUCACGCCAAUAACAUGCAAACCUGAUACAACUCUUGGUAGUGUGAUACAUACUCUUGCUUCCAAGUCAGUUCACAGGAUUUAUGUGGUAGCCAGCGAGGACAGUGAAGUCAGUGGCGUGAUUACACUCAGAGAUGUGAUUUCUUGCUUCAUCUUUGAACCUCCCAACUUCUUUGAUAACUAUAUUGGAUUUGCAGCAAAAGAGAUGUUGAACCAUUAA